CUUCUUUCAACAGCAGCAACAGUCAGUCAGACACCUCUGUAGCUUGCUAGACAAAAUAGCCGAACCAAUAAAGCUCUUUAGACGCUAUAGUGUAUUUUAGUCACUGUGUUUUAAACCCACUUCUGUCGUCUAGUUAGUUAUCCGAUUUAAUUUCAUAUUUACGGUGCUGUUGUUUUUAGUCAGCUGGCGGGCUGGUUAAGUUAGCAUUAGCAUAGCUAGCUAACAUCUCCGACCAUGAGUUCACUAAGCUACUCACCUCCUGCUACAGAAGAGGAGGUCUGUUGGACGGAGAAAGAAGUUCUCGUGAAAGAGGAGGAGGAAGAGGAGGCUGUUACAAUACAAAAACAAGUAGAGGGUGAGGCUGUUACCGUGAAAGAAGAGAAAGACGUUUCAGUGAAAGAGGAGGAAGACGCUUUCAGAGUGAUAGAGGAGGAGGAGGAUGUUACUGUAAAAGAAGAGAAGGGGGAUGCUGUUUUUGAAGUGGAAGUGAAAGAGGAGGGGGAGAUGAAUGUCACAUCGAAAAAGGAGGAGGAAGAAGAGGAUGAAACUGGAUAUCUGGGCCCGGUUUCCCAAACGCAUCUUAAGGCAUCCAAUGGUUCUAAUGAUGAACUUAGUCGUGAAAUGGUUUUGAAAAGCCGUGCCCUGAUUAACACUAGAGAGAGACGGGACUAUUGUGGAUCCCCUGGGGAGUCUACAGGAGAGAGACGGGACUAUUGUGGAUCCUCUGGGGAGCCUCAACUACAUCAUGAAGCUGACGAGGCAGAAAAGAGUCUCUCCACAUCAGAACAUCUCAAACUCCAGCAGAGACCCACAGGGAAGAAACCUCACCACUGCUCUGACUUUAGAAAGAGUUACUCAAGAUCAUAUUCACUAAAAGCACACCAGAGAAUUCACACAGGAGAGAGAACAUAUCGCUGUAAUCAAUGUGGAAAGAGGUUUGCUCACUUAAAAAUACUGAUAUUACACCUGAGAAUACACACUGGGGAGAAAUGUCACAGCUGCUCUGAUUGUGGGAAGAGAUGCACCUCUUUAGUAACCCUUAAAAUACAUCAAAGAAUCCAUACAGGAGAGAAACCUUAUAGCUGCUCUGACUGUGGGAAGUGUUUUGUUUUGUCAGGACAUUUAAAAUCACACCAGAGAAUUCACACGGGAGAGAAACCUUAUAGCUGUGACCAAUGUGGGAAGAGGUUUACUCAGUCAAACAACCUGAUAUCACACCAGAGAACACACACAGGCGAGAAGCCUUACCACUGCUCUGACUGCGGUAAGAGUUUCUCAAGAACAGAUACACUAAAAGUACACCAGAGAAUCCAUACAGGAGAGAAACGUUAUUGCUGCUCUGACUGUGGGAAGAGUUUUUUUUGGUCAGGACAUUUAAAAUCACACCAGAGAAGACACACAGGAGAGAAACCUUAUAGCUGUGACCAAUGUGGGAAGAGUUUUACUCAGUCAAGCAACCUGAUAGCACACCGGAGAACACACACAAGAGAGAAUUAUCACAGCUGCUCUGAUUGUGGGAAGAGAUGCACCUCUUUAGUAACCCUUAAAAUACAUGAGAGAAUCCAUACAGGAGAGAAAUGUUAUAGCUGUGACCAAUGUGGAAAGAGUUUUACUCAGUCAAACAACCUGAUAUCACACCAGAGAACACAUACAGGAGAGAAGCCUUACCACUGCUCUGACUGUGGGAAGAGUUUCUCCAGAUCAGAUUCUCUAAAAAGACACCGGAGAACACACACUGGCGAGAAAUCUCAUAGCUGUGAACAAUGUGACAAGAGAUACUCAGAUAAAAGAUCUCUGAUUAAACAUCAGAAAAUUCAUACAUGAAGGAGUUGUUCCAUGAUAUCAAUUAAAUAAUAAUUAUGGAGUAUUUUAAUGAUGUUCUAUUGAUUUCAGUUUAAUGUGGAUAUUAGCCUCAGGGGGAAAAUCCAGGUUCUGAAUUGAAAGAGUACUAUUUAACAAAAAAAGAGCUGUGUUACACUUACCGCAUUGGUGACCCACUUGAAAUAAAAUCCAUCACUUCAAAAUGUAGCUAUCUGUUUGCUACUAAUUGUUGUUUAACCGGUGAUGUACACAUUAUUCCCAGGUUCCGUGGGGUGUUUGAUCUGUUAAUUUUAACAGGACGUGCAACCUCAUCUCCCCCCUCUCGCAAAAUUUAUUUGCAAGUGACAUCGAUAUGAGUGAUGACAAAUAAGUGUUGCAUUUCUCUUAGUUUUGGGGACAACUAAAUUUAAAUGUAUCACUCCAAAAAAUUUGAUGACUGUCUUCUGCUAAUUGUCGUUAUUCCACUAUUGAAGAAGCAAAUCACCUCAUAUUUCAAACAUCCAGCCUGACAAAAGAUACAUGUUUAAUUAGUCCAUGCCUCACCAUUCAGUUAAUUGUUGCUAAUACCUAUUAACAACAGGGUGAAUAUUUGGUUUUGAUUUGGAAUAUUUCAUAACAUUUUCAAUUCAUGUAACAUUUGCAACCAACUGACAAUUUGUAUAAAUGUUUAGAAAACAUUGUAGUAAAACAAGCUUAUAUUUCUGGUUGGAUAUUACAUCCUAUUCUUACUAUUUUAAUCAAUGUCAUUUCCUUAGAAUGCUCACUAGUCUUUCAGUUUUUAUUUAUUAUUCUUUAGUUUGUUAUCCUCUGUUGUGUAGUAAAUAUUUCAGUUUUUAUUUUUAAUUCAAAUUUAAAAAAAUAUCCUGUGAAGCACAUUGCUUUGCGUCCAUGUCUGAUGUGUGCUAUAUAAAUAAAGCUUGAUUUGAUUUGAACAUAUUGUAGAACAAAUUAACCCAAUGACCGACCAAUCAACAGACUCUUGCAAAACAAAAGAACAAAUAUGUGUAAAAGCAACACAUAUCUUGGUCCAUCUUAAUACGAUAAACUAUAAAUUCAGUAUAGGGCGGCAGGUAGCCUAGUGGUUAGACCGUUAGGCCAGUAACCGAACAGUUUCUGGAUCGAGUCCCAGAGCUGACGAGGUAAAACUCUGUUCCCUGGUAGGCCGUCAUUGUAAAUAAUAAUUUGUUCUUAACUGACUUAAAUUAAGCUUAAAGUAAAAAAUAGCUUCCAUCAUGUAAAAAUAGUGUUUAUCACUUUUCAACCAAUCCAGUACAUUUAGGUUGAACAUGUUGAAAUUGUAUUGUAAUAUAGAAAUACUCAUCAACUGGCUGAGUCUCCAUUUAGUUUGGAAUGAUCCAACCAUUAUGUAGGUUGGUGGAAAUUAUCCAACUGUUAUGUAGGUUGGUGGAAAUGAUCCAUCCAUUAUGUAGGUUGGUGGAAAUGAUCCAACCAUUAUGUAGGUUGGUGGAAAUGAUCCAACUGUUAUGUAGGUUGGUGGAAAUGAUCCAACCAUUAUGUAGGUUGGUGGAAAUGAUCCAACCAUUAUGUAGGUUGGUGGAAAUUAUCCAACUGUUAUGUAGGUUGGUGGAAAUGAUCCAUCCAUUAUGUAGGUUGGUGGAAAUGACCCAACCAUUAUGUAGGUUGGUGGAAAUGAUCCAACCAUUAUGUAGGUUGGUGGAAAUGAUCCAACCAUUAUGUAGGUUGGUGGAAAUGAUCCAACCAUUAUGUAGGUUGACGGAAAUGAUCCAUCCAUUAUGUAGGUUGGUGGAAAUGAUCCAACCAUUAUGUAGGUUGGUGGAAAUGAUCCAACCAUUAUGUAGGUUGGUGGAAAUGAUCCAACCGUUAUGUAGGUUGGUGGAAAUGAUCCAACCGUAAUGUAGGUUGGUGGAAAUGAUCCAUCCAUUAUGUAGGUUGGUGGAAAUGACGCAACCAUUAUGUAGGUUGGUGGAAAUGACCCAACCAUUAUGUAGGUUGGUGGAAAUGAUCCAACCAUUAUGUAGGUUGGUGGAAAUGAUCCAACCAUUAUGUAGGUUGGUGGAAAUGAUCCAACCAUUAUGUAGGUUGGUGGAAAUCCCCAUUGACUGAGGAUGAGGGGUCUCCAUUUUGUAGAUGUUGAAUAAUAAUAAUAAACUACAUUGAUCAA
This is a messenger RNA of Salvelinus fontinalis (brook trout), 3964 nucleotides long. Its product is annotated as zinc finger protein 501-like. Gene Ontology annotation, biological process: regulation of transcription by RNA polymerase II. The record is from RefSeq and is a predicted model, not a curated record. The coding region runs from base 235 to 1824 and encodes 529 amino acids. The transcript is spliced from 2 exons. NCBI's taxonomy places the organism in Eukaryota, Metazoa, Chordata, Actinopteri, Salmoniformes, Salmonidae. Gene Ontology annotation, molecular function: RNA polymerase II cis-regulatory region sequence-specific DNA binding; DNA-binding transcription factor activity, RNA polymerase II-specific.